Molecule: messenger RNA, 3608 nt
Organism: Tachyglossus aculeatus (Australian echidna)
Lineage: Eukaryota; Metazoa; Chordata; Mammalia; Monotremata; Tachyglossidae
Gene: PAPOLG
Product: poly(A) polymerase gamma
Exons: 23
Coding region: 233-2488 (751 amino acids)
Cellular component (GO): nucleus
Molecular function (GO): poly(A) RNA polymerase activity; RNA binding
Source: RefSeq, a predicted model, not a curated record
CCCCACCGGACGGCCAUAAGUAGGGCCCCGCCGGGACCGCCUCCGGGGGGCUCGUGCUGAGAGAGACAGACAGACAGACAGACAGACAGAGAGAUUGGGAGAACCGACCGACCGACCGACCGACCGACCGGCCGGCAGACGGGAGAGGGAGGACGAGAAGGAGAGGACGGUGCUGCUGGUGGUGGUGGUGGUAGGGAAGCAGUUGCUGGAGGAGGCUUCGGCGGCGGAAGCGAUGAAAGAAAUGUCAACAAGUGCUGUGCUGGAGCCUCAGCGUCCAAAGCACUAUGGAAUCACAUCUCCAAUUAGUUUGGCUGCUCCUAAAGAAAUAGAUCAUAUUUACACACAGAAGUUAAUUGAGGCCAUGAAACCAUUUGGGGUAUUUGAAGAUGAAGAGGAAUUGAAUCAUAGACUUGUUGUUCUUGGAAAAUUGAAUAACUUAGUAAAAGAAUGGAUUUCAGAACUCAGUGAAAGUAAGAAUCUCCCACCUUCAGUUGUGGUGAAUGUUGGUGGUAAGAUAUUCACAUUUGGUUCUUAUAGACUCGGAGUACACACUAAAGGUGCUGAUAUAGAUGCCCUUUGUGUUGCACCCAGACAUGUGGAAAGAUCUGAUUUCUUUCAGUCCUUUUUUGAAAAGCUCAAACAUCAGGAUGGAAUUAGGAAUUUGAGAGCAGUAGAAGAUGCAUAUGUUCCAGUUGUUAAAUUUGAAUUUGAUGGUAUUGAGAUUGACCUUGUGUUUGCUAGAUUGGCAAUACAGACUGUUUCAGAUAACUUGGACCUUCGAGACGAUUCACGCCUGAGAAGCCUUGAUAUAAGAUGUAUUCGAAGUUUAAAUGGUUGCAGAGUCACUGAUGAGAUUUUGCAUUUAGUGCCAAAUAAAGAAACUUUUAGGCUCACCCUCAGAGCAGUUAAACUGUGGGCAAAAAGACGUGGCAUUUAUUCCAACAUGUUGGGAUUUCUUGGUGGUGUCUCUUGGGCGAUGUUGGUUGCAAGAACUUGUCAGUUGUAUCCAAAUGCAGCAGCAUCCACCCUGGUACAUAAAUUCUUCUUAGUAUUUUCUAAGUGGGAAUGGCCAAAUCCAGUGUUACUGAAGCAACCUGAAGAUAGCAAUUUGAAUUUACCUGUCUGGGAUCCCAGGGUAAAUCCAUCUGAUAGAUAUCAUCUCAUGCCCAUAAUCACUCCUGCCUAUCCACAGCAGAAUUCUACAUACAAUGUCUCAACUUCAACUCGCACAGUAAUGGUAGAAGAAUUCAAACAAGGUCUUGCAGUCACAGAUGAAAUUCUUCAAGGAAAAUCAGACUGGUCCAAACUCCUGGAGCCACCAAACUUUUUCCAAAAGUAUAGGCAUUACAUAGUGUUAACUGCUAGUGCAUCUACAGAAGAAAAUCAUUUAGAAUGGGUUGGCCUUGUAGAAUCUAAAAUACGGGUACUUGUUGGAAACUUGGAGCGAAAUGAAUUUAUUACUCUUGCCCACGUGAAUCCCCAGUCAUUCCCUGGGAACACAGAACAAUACAAGGAGAGUGACUACGUGUCUAUGUGGUUCCUUGGAAUCAUUUUUAGAAGAGUAGAAAAUGCAGAAAGUGUUAACAUAGACUUAACAUAUGACAUACAGUCAUUUACUGAUACAGUAUACAGGCAAGCAAACAAUAUAAACAUGCUUAAGGAAGGAAUGAAGAUUGAAGCCACUCAUGUAAAGAAAAAGCAAUUGCAUCAUUAUCUACCAGCAGAACUCCUGCAGAAAAAAAAAAAGCAAAGCCUGCCAGACAUUAAUCGAAGUGCCAGCGGUCUUCAGUCGAAAAGAUCAUCUCUGGAGGGCAAUUGCUUGGACAGUUCCAGGGACACUGAUAAUGGAACCCCUUUUAACUCCCCUGUUUCAUUAAAUAAACUCCCUAAACCUGAGAGUCCUCCUCCUACGGCCGAAAUGGAAAGAGACGAUGUAGAACCAGAUAGAACAUCCCAACCCACCACUCCAGAGAAGCCAUUGGACGUUCUGCCUUCAUCUCCAGUUCAAGGACUGUCCAUUCCAGUUAUUGGUUCAAAUACUGAUUCGACAGUACAAGCCAUGCCUCUCCCAUCUGGCUGCACCAUUCCUACAGUAGUAGGGCGAAAUGUGGUUCCUCGGAUCAUAGCACCUCAUAACCCUGCCCAGGGACAACAGCACCUAAAUGGAGCAGCCAAUCUGAUGUCUAAGAAUCCCAUCCCAAAGAGACCCCAUUCACCAUCCUUGGAUGAGUCUCCCAAGAGACUAAAAGAUAAAGAAGCGAUCAUUGGUCUUGAUUCAGUAUUCAAAGAAUCUUGUGCCCCAGAAGAUGGGAAGAGAAAAUCCAUGGACGAUGGCCUGGUAGGAGGUGAGCCAAUGCCUAUUCCAACGAUUGACACAUCAAGAUUACAGAGACUACCCAGUAAAGAACUACCAGAUUCUUCAUCUCCUGUACCAGCGAAUAACAUCCGUGUCAUUAAAAAUUCCAUCAGACUGACCCUUAACCGGUAAAGGUGCUGCAGGAUACUCCCCUGACUGUGAGUAACUUUACCAUGAUCGCCCGCUGUCAGAUCAUCAUCUACAAUAAUCUGGCUUUAGAGUCUUUUGAAUUUUUAUGCCUUAACUUUCAGUGCUUGCUUCCUCUGUGGAAGCAUUUUUGAACUCAUGAAACAGCAGUUUUCCCCCUAAGUUCUGUGUUGUAAUCAUUGGUCAAAGCUGAAAUUUGAAAUCAAAAAAAAAUUUCUUGUGUAAGUAACUUUCUACAUCUCAGUACAUUUUCUUUAGUCAUUGAAGCCACAUUGUGAACUUAAGAUCUAUGAUGUGAGGUUUAGUUUCUGCUUUCCCAGUUUGUGUAUAUAUUUAUAACUGCCUGUUCUAUUCACUGUUGAUUUAAAUUAUAUAUAUUCUAUUUUUGUUUUUCAGUUUAGUACAUAGAAUAUUUAAGACUUUUUGUGUGCAUUUCUUGCAUAAUGGUGCUCAAUUUAGACAGUAUCAUAUCAGUACAGGGAUAAGUGCAAAAACGGAGCACCAUACCACCUUCAUAACUUGCCUCCUAUGGAGGCCUUGAAAUGCGACUUUUAUUAGAGAUCAAAUUAGAACCAGGAUACUGAAUGCCAGUAUGUGAAUGGCAGAAAUACCGUGUCUCUUCUCUCUCUCUUGCCGUCCUUUAACUGACUUUGCUUUUGCAGCUUUUCAGAGCGGCAAAACUUAACAUCCCAGCAUCAAUAAACAUUGACACCCUAAAAAACUGGAAAUCUGCUUUUUUGAACUAUACUAUUACCUGGCAUGAUAGUUCCUGUCCAUCACUUAUUUUACAUCUUAAACAGUUCUUCAUUGGGUAGGCAUGCAGAAACAAGCAGUACAUUAUAGUAAACCUAAGGGUAUUUUUGAAUGACCAUUAAGUGGCUCAGGGCCUUUGUAAUCUUCAUUUGACAGCCAAACUUAGUUUCAUGGGCUGCUUUUUUUUUUUCAGCAAACCUCUUAGUGUUUCAGUGGGAGGUUUUGUUUCAUGAAAGCAUGCACAAAAGUUUAUAAAACAAUCCAUAACCUUGUAAUUCCUCUUGUAAUCAAUUCAAUGUUUUGUAAAUUAAGUCAUAUGUAUUUUCAGAGUAUUUUUGUAUGUACUGUAAAU